Stegodyphus dumicola is the source of this 2147-nucleotide messenger RNA. RefSeq names its product protein regulator of cytokinesis 1-like. Lineage: Eukaryota; Metazoa; Arthropoda; Arachnida; Araneae; Eresidae. Gene Ontology annotation, cellular component: mitotic spindle midzone; spindle; cytoplasm. Gene Ontology annotation, molecular function: microtubule binding. The record is from RefSeq and is a predicted model, not a curated record. Gene Ontology annotation, biological process: microtubule cytoskeleton organization; mitotic spindle midzone assembly.
AAAGGUUUCUUCCCAAAGGAAAGGGAUGUCUUUGUGGAGGACUUUGUGCAUGUUACACAUGGAGAAAGCCACAAAAAAAUAAAUGCAGACAGCCCAUUGGUCAGGAUUUGAGCCUCAGACUGAAUUACCAGUGUUCAUUGACUUUAUUGCUUUGCCACUGGCGCAUAUACAUCGAAAUUCUCCUUCUGCAAGUUAACAAUAUGAAUUCUGAGGAGGUUAUUGAAAAAUUAUCAGAUGAGGUUAGUUUGGAAGAAAAACAAGAAAAGCUGCUUUUAAAAGUAAAAAGUUCUAUGAAGAGAUUACAUGCAAUUUGGAAUGAACUUGGUAUUGAUGGCGCACAAAAACUACAACGUGUUGAAGUAGUCUGCAUGCAUGUUGAAAACUUGUAUCAGGAAAUGAUUGAUGAAGAGACUGCCCUUUGUGAAGAUAUAAAAAAGCGUAUACAAAAUUAUAGGGAAAAAGUACUUGAACUCUCCAAUUUAUUAAAUAUCCCUGUAACUGAAGAACUGGAUGAAUCUUUAAUUCAGAAAGAAGAAAAUUUACGAGAAGAAUUUAAUAAUUUGUCCAAGUUAAAGAGCGACAGAAUGAAAACUUAUGAAGAUCUUCGUACGGUAGAAGUAAAAUAUUGCAAAACUUUAUGUCUAUCGCCUUUAAAUUUUACUUCUGAUGUCAUCAUCCCUUCUGAAGAAAAUUUGUAUGAACUUCAGCAACACAUCGCGAUGUUGAAACUAGAAAAAAAUAAACGUUUCAAGAAAUUAUAUACAAUAAAGAAGGAAUUAACAACUAUUUUAGAAACAACAGAACUUGUACCUGAAACUUCAUUGGAAAAAAAUAUAAUUUCUGCUAAUGAAGAUAAUAUAACCCUAUCAAAUGAAAUCCUGGACGCCAUGGAUGAAGCCAUUUGUAAGGCAAGAUGUAAAAAAGCAGAACUUGAAAGUUUACAAAACGUUUUACUGGAUAAGCUAGCUAAUCUUUGGCACAGGUUGGGAGUAAAUGAUACAGAAAAGCUAAGUUUGUUUUCUAAACAUUCUAAUGCACGUAUAUCAACCAUUGAAGCUAUUAAAAAAGAAUUGGAAAAAUGUGAAGAAAUAAAGAAUCAAAACAAGCAAAACUAUAUUGAAAGCAUUAGAAAAGAGUUAAAAACCUUAUGGGAUAAAUGCUUUAUAUCUGAAACGCAAAGACAGUCAUUUCUUUUUAACCUGAAUGAAUAUGAUGAAGAUAUUUUAGAAGCAUAUGAUAAUGAAGCUGAGAAAUGGAGAAGUUAUCAUAAAAGAACUGAGCAAAUUAUAAAUAAAAUUAAUAAAAGACAGCAACUGUGGGAACUUAUGAUAACUUUUGAAAAUAAGGCAUCGGAUCCCAGCAGGUAUAAAAACAGAAGAGGGAAUCUUUUACAAGAAGAAAGAGAAAGAAAAAAAGUACAGAAAAAUCUUCCAACUUUAGAAAAUGAAAUAAUUACAGAUAUUAAUAAUUAUGAAUCUUUGACGGGUGAACUAUUUUUAUAUUUUGGUGAGGAUUUCCGGUGUUUUGUAAACAAGCAGUGGGAAAAUAGAAUAAUUCAAAAAGAAAAUGAAAAAGCUAUGAGGCAAUCACAUUUAAAACAGUUAGAUAAUAAAAUGACUUCAACACCAAAGCAAAAGAAAAUUUUUUGCAGCAUUACUCCAAAAUCAGCCCCAAGUAAACUAUUCAGACCAAGAGGAGGUGUACCAAUAUAUUGCUCUCCUACAGCUGGUAUUUCUAAAAAGGUUACAAAUACAAUUGAAAAAUUGAAAGUUAAAAAAAGCAGACAUUCCAGUAGCAAGAAAUAUAAAAAUGAUAUUAGUGAAAAUAUGCCGAAAUUAGAAUAUUCUGAAGAAAUUUCUUCUGAGAAAGUUGAAGAAAUUAAACUGACAGAAGAAAAUCAAGGAAUUGUAAAUUUGUCAGACGAAACAACGUUUACAAACUUUGCUGCUGAAUUAAACAAAACAUCAAGAAAAUGCCAUCGUAGUUCAAUAUUAUAUUCGAGAAAAAUAGUAGGAACUCGAAUAUCUCGAAAAAACUGCAGCCACGACAAAAAGAAAAUGUGAAGAAGUUUAAAAGCAUUUAGGUUAUUUUAAAAUGAUUUUGUAUUCAACUUGUGCAAUAGAAAUAAAGAAGAUAAACUUCGUUAA